Messenger RNA from Aureobasidium subglaciale EXF-2481, 2835 nucleotides. RefSeq lists its product as uncharacterized. Gene Ontology annotation, biological process: mismatch repair. The record is from RefSeq and is a predicted model, not a curated record. Gene Ontology annotation, cellular component: MutLalpha complex. Bases 1 to 2835 code for a protein of 944 amino acids. Gene Ontology annotation, molecular function: ATP-dependent DNA damage sensor activity; ATP hydrolysis activity; ATP binding. The transcript has 3 exons. Lineage: Eukaryota; Fungi; Ascomycota; Dothideomycetes; Dothideales; Saccotheciaceae.
AUGGCCUCGAUCCAGGCCAUCGAGCAGACGUCGGUGCAUCAAAUUCAGUCCGGUCAAGUCAUCGUAGACCUCAACUCUGUCGUCAAAGAACUCGUUGAGAAUAGUUUGGAUGCUGGCUCCACAUCAAUCGAAGUUCGCUUUCGCAAUCAUGGCCUCGACGCUAUAGAAGUGAUCGACAACGGUACUGGUAUCGCAUCAGAGGACUUUGAGUCUGUCGCACUAAAGCAUUACACUUCCAAGCUGCGUAGCUACGAUGAUCUCGAGAGCCUGGGCACUUUCGGCUUUCGAGGCGAAGCACUUGCCUCACUCUGUGCCCUCUCUCAACUCUAUAUCAUCACGGCUCGAGAAUCGGACUCACCGAGAGGUACGCGCCUGGAGUUCGAAGUGUCGGGCAAACUCAAAAGCACAAGCACGAUCGCUGCACAACGAGGUACUAAGGUCAUCGUCGAGAAGAUCUUCCACAACCUACCUGUGCGAAAGAAAGAGCUGGAGAAGAACAUCAAGCGCGAGUAUGGUAAGGUACUCACGCUUUUACAAGCAUAUGCUUGUAUCAGUACUGGUGUGAGGUUCUCCGUCAGCAACCAGAUGCCAAAAGGAGUAAAGACCCCGUCUUUCUCCACAAAUGGCAGUGCAGCAACCAAGGAUAACAUCAUCAAGGUCUUUGGCUCCAAAAGCUUGCGAGACCUGGUAUCACUCAAUCUUCAGCUCGAGAUGCAGACUACCACAUACGCAGUCUCGACACAGAGUGACAUCUCGUCUCACAUAGUCAAAGUGGAAGGACACAUAUCCCGACCAGUGCCGGGAGAAGGCCGUUCGGCCCCAGACCGGCAAAUGUUCUACGUCAACUCACGUCCCUGCGGUCUUCCGCAGGUCGCAAAGGCUUUCAACGAGGUGUACAGAAUCUUCAAUAUAUCUCAAUCGCCUUUCGUCUUUGCAAACCUAGUCAUGGACACGAACUCCUACGACGUCAAUGUCUCCCCAGAUAAGCGGACUAUUCUCCUGCAUGACCAGGGCAUCUUGCUAGAGUCUCUGAAAGAGUCCUUGGUGAACUUGCUUGAAUCUGAAGAACAAUCCGUACCGCAGAUAAGGCCAGCUCUAGCACAGCCGAAACUGCCCGCAUACAAACCUCUCGCAGUCGUACGUCAAUCGGAGCCCAAGACUGAGAUCACCACCAGCGCAGAGUCCCGCGAAUCUCAAGACGGCUCAAAGGAACAAGACGAAGAAUCGGUUCUCGAAGACGGUGUCACUCAGAAGAGCCCGCCCGAGCGCCUGAUACACAACUGGGUCGGUCGAGGCGCCCAAGAUCGAGACGACGUUCACAAAGUGCAGGAAAAACCGCCAGUACAAAACGCCUUCGACCGCAUGCGUCCGCAACGCACUCCUCAACAAGUGGCUGAAAUUACCAUUGGAGACAAGACUACGCGGACCGUUAUUGGUAGUGGAACUUUCACUCCUUAUACCCCAAAGAAGCACAAAAUCCACAUUCCAAAGAGCUCUGUAGCCAAAAAGUUGAGCCAGUUUGCCAUGCCUGGCACUCAGGUGGACAGUGGUGACGAUUAUUCCGAGGAAAUUGAGGCUGGUGACCAACAGGGGCAAGUCGGCUCUGUAGACAGUGAUGAAGAAACACUGUUCGUGCCCCAAAGAAAUGACGGCCAGGUGAUUCUUGCAAGGGAGGAGACAUUCCCUCUGACAUCUCAAACCUUGAGAAACUCACAAACGAGUCCCAUUGAUGAAUUCACACGCAGCACAAGGAAUGUCGACGAGAGUUUCCAAGACACUGGUGUACCGAGCUUUUGUGCAGAUUCAGAGUACUUGGACGAGGAUGAGACACGGAUUCGAGAGGACGCUAAGAUUGCUCGAAUGAUCCAGAAGGCAGAGGAUGAAGCUGUCCAUUCAUCACCGGACAACGUCAAACGCGCUGUCCACACUCUGCGAGCAUCGAAACACGUCACCUUGAAUCUAAGCCAAGCGAACAAUACCUCAACCGCUUCAAUUGCGGAACAAGCUAGAGUUUUGUCAAUCACCUUGGCGGCAUCGCAAGAAGCUUCCCAACCGGACAAGACAGUUGCAAAUGACAUUGAGAGACCUGACGCAGAAGCACGUCUUUCUCUGACUGUAACAAAAUCUGACUUUGCUCAGAUGAGCAUCAUUGGGCAAUUCAACCUUGGAUUCGUUCUUGCAGUACGACCUCCAAGCGAAACGGUCUUGUCCUCCGACCUGUUCAUCAUCGAUCAGCAUGCGGCUGACGAGAAGUACAACUUCGAACGUUUCACUGAAACACUGAUCCUAGAACCUCAGCCUCUAGCGCAACCAAAGCAAUUAGAGCUUACGGCGAUUGAAGAGGAGAUCAUCUUUGAGCACACCCAGUCACUUACUGCCAAUGGUUUUGUCAUCGAAAUCGAUACCUCCGGUGCAAGUGAUGUUGGUCUGCGUUGCAAGCUUCUUGCCCUGCCGAUGAGCAAAAGUGUCACGUUUGAUCUCAGCGAUCUAGAAGAGCUCCUCCACCUACUCUCUGAUCAUUCGGGUGGUGAAAUUCCCCGUCCGAGCAAAGUGAGAAAAAUGCUGGCGAUGAGAGCUUGUCGCUCUAGCAUAAUGGUUGGCAAGACUCUGACAAAGAACCAAAUGCUCAAAGUUGUCAGGAAUCUGGGCGAAAUGGACAAACCAUGGAACUGCCCUCAUGGUAGGCCAACCAUGAGGCAUCUGGCUGACUUGAGUGCAUGGACGCCUGGUGAUGAAGAUACGCCGAAGACUGACUGGAAAGACUGGUUGAAGAAGGCGAGGGCGAAGGCGGACGAGUCAAGCAGUGACAUGGAUGUCGAAGAAGAGGAUGAGUGA